Molecule: messenger RNA, 279 nt
Organism: Adineta ricciae
Lineage: Eukaryota; Metazoa; Rotifera; Eurotatoria; Adinetida; Adinetidae
Source: the annotation of a GenBank genome assembly
AUGCUGGAACAAAUAUCAACACGUAGUCGACGGAAUUCGACUGUUUCUACCUUAUGUGAUCAAACACAGUCGCAGCAAGCACAAACGGCGGUCUUCCCAGACACGAUAUCAUCGACAGUAUCAUAUAAUUUAUUCACUACCAUGGAUAUUCAACGAAGCUUUUCAUUUCCAACUAUUGAUCAACAUCAAUAUUCAAAUGUAGACGACGAACAGAAUCAAUUCAUUUCGGAAGAAAACGAAGGCGAUAUUACGACAGUUCUUACCUGUGCCAGAAUCUGA